This is a messenger RNA of Lotus japonicus, 1319 nucleotides long. RefSeq names its product S-adenosyl-L-methionine:benzoic acid/salicylic acid carboxyl methyltransferase 2-like. Lineage: Eukaryota; Viridiplantae; Streptophyta; Magnoliopsida; Fabales; Fabaceae. Gene Ontology annotation, biological process: methylation. The transcript has 4 exons. Gene Ontology annotation, molecular function: S-adenosylmethionine-dependent methyltransferase activity. The record is from RefSeq and is a predicted model, not a curated record. The coding region runs from base 49 to 1164 and encodes 371 amino acids.
AGCAUAAACAUAGAAAUCAAGUUUGAAGUAGAGAAAAGAGAAACAAGAAUGGAUGUGGCACAAGUACUGCACAUGAAUGGAGGCUCUGGAGACACAAGCUAUGCAAAAAACUCCUUACCUCAGCAAAAGGCGAUUUCAUUGACAAAGGCAAUGAGAGAGGAAGCCCUAACCAGCCUCUACCUUAAGAAAGCCCCAAGAAUCUUAUCAAUUGCAGACUUGGGUUGCUCUUCUGGACCAAACACUUUGAUGGUGCUAUCUGAACUUGUCAAAACGGUGGAGAAUCUUUGCCGGAAAAUGAAGCAUAAAUCUCCUGAAUACCAGUUCUUCAUGAAUGAUCUUCCCGUGAAUGACUUCAACAACAUCUUUAAGUCCCUUGAUAGCUACAAAGAGAAGCUAAGUGAUGAAUUAGGAGCUGAGAUUGGUCCAUGCUUUUUCACUGGAGUUCCAGGUUCCUUUUAUGGCAGGAUCUUUCCGACCAAAACUUUGCAUUUUGUCCAUUCCUCUUACAGCCUUCAAUGGCUAUCUCGGGUUCCUCGAGGUGUAGAGAAUAAUAAGGGCAACAUUUACAUGGCUUGCACAAGCCCCUCAAGCGUCCUCAAGGCUUACUACGAACAGUUUCAAAAAGAUUUCUCAUUAUUUCUAAAGUUUCGUGCAGAAGAGCUCGUUGAAGGAGGUUGUAUGGUUCUAACGUUUUUGGGAAGAAAAAGUGAAGAGCGAUAUAGCAAAGAAUGUUGUUAUAUUUGGGGGCUUCUGGCUUUAGCUCUUAAUGACAUGGUCUCAGAGGGGAAAAUAAAUGAAGAGCAGCUAGACACAUUCAACAUCCCUCAAUACACCCCAUCUCCAUCUGAGGUGAAGCUAGAGGUUCUCAAAGAAGGUUCAUUCACCAUUACUUGCCUGGAGGUGUCUAGAGUACAUUGGAAUGGUCAUGAUGAUGAUGAUGACUGGAAUAACGCUUUUGAUUCCGAAUCUCUCAAUAACGUUGCAGGAUACAAUGUUGCAAAGUGCAUGAGGGCCGUGGCUGAACCUUUGUUGAUAAGUCACUUUGGAGAAGCUGUUGACAUUGAAGAGGUUUUCCGCCGGUACCAAGCAAUCCUUACUGAUCGAAUGUCUAAGGAGAGAACUGAGUUCAUUAAUGUUACCAUAUCAAUGACCAGAAAAGACUAAGGCCGAAGUUGUUUGUAUAUUGUGGUUUCUCAAAGAAGAUAAAGAUUCCUCUGUUGCAUUGUGUUUGCAUUAUGUUUCUUGAAUAACAUCCUAAACUUUAUAGGAUUUCUUAUGUACCUAAGUUUCAUUAAAUAAUGUUCCACAUUAUCAAAUCA